Molecule: messenger RNA, 673 nt
Organism: Aspergillus melleus
Lineage: Eukaryota; Fungi; Ascomycota; Eurotiomycetes; Eurotiales; Aspergillaceae
Exons: 1
Coding region: 50-673 (207 amino acids)
Source: RefSeq, a predicted model, not a curated record
CCCCCAAUCACCAUAUUUUUCUUGAUUGUUAUCAACAGCCUCCACUACUAUGUUAUUCGUGAAGAAUGCGCUGAUCGCGACUACGUGCUGUCUGGCAAUAUCGGCUCAGGCAUUAUCCUUGCCCUCCUCUAUCGAUGGCCAGACCCUCUCUAUCGAAGGCCAGCCCCUGCCAGAUAAAUGGUUCCGAUUGAUUCUCGACGAGCCUGGCACCGAGCAGAAUCCUACAACAACAGACACCAACGUUGAGCUUGUGGAGCGCACCCCCAUCGAGACAUGCGCAUAUAUUUCGGCAGCCGCGGCCUGUUUGUCCAUAUCCAAAGACUUAUAUCAUUUUACCAAGACGCUUGGGGGCUCAAUCAAAGCUCUCUCUGAUCAGCAUAACUGUGCUCACAGUAGCGGCACCAUUGACAACAUUCGAUACGACUAUUACGCCUCAGGCCGCAAUUGUGACACUACUGCCCAAAUCAAUACCAUCGCUGGAGCCAUCUAUAAGUACAUCGACAAGAUUGAACACGGAAAGAUCUGUGGCACUCAAUGUGUGCGCUUAGACCAUCAUGGUACCUGGAACGGAUGGCUGAGAAUGGGCCAUGCCAGUUCCUACAAUGAUAAGGCUUAUUGUGGCCCCGGACUGAAUUUUGAUAGCUGCGUUUCUGGAGGUAACAAUGAUAUCUAA